AAAAUCAUCAAAAGUCAAAUUUAAAAACUAAACUUUGGUUUCGCCAGAAAACCACAAAAAAUUCUUCGUGCACAAACAUAAUGCUUUUUUAAACCAAAUUAUCCCUUCGAGGAUAACAUCACCUUUUCGUUUUGCGACGCAUGUAUUGAAGAUUGUUAUGACCAUCGUCAAGCGGGGAUUACCUCAGGUGGCAAAGGAUGUAAAACGCGUUGAAGAAAACACUAGCAAGGAUAAACAAAAAAAUGUAAAAUCCGUACAGAAAGUAACAUCACCAAAUAAUUCCCAGGAAUAUCGUCCUAAAAAACUAAGCGCAAAAAAAGGGAAAGCUUCCGACAAGUUAUCUAGUGGCGGAUCAGCUCGUGUUAAGAAAAAAGGAAUUGUACAAAACAAAAACUCGCCCUCAACAUCUUUGAAAGGAACACCUACCAAGCGCGUUUCUAUUGAUAAUGGAACAAACAAAAAAAACAUUAUUAAUAAUAAUGAUAACAAUAAUAAUUAUAGAAAGACUCCAGAUGGAAAAACUAAUAGAACGGCUUCUAACGAAGGUAGAAAAGAAGAUCUUAAAAGAAUUGCGAAAUCAGAAAGAGAAAAGUUUUCAAAAGAAAAAUUACAAAACUAUGUUAAUUACAUAACAACUAAAAUAAUGAAAGAUAGACCUUCCGAAGGAGUUGCAAAAUUAAAAAUUGAUAAUAGCUUUACUCCGACGAAACUUUUUGGUACUUUAGGAUAUUAUCAAUCAAAACUAAACGAAAUAAAUAAAAAUACUAUCACCGUUCGUCCAGUAUCUGAUUCCCCAGUUACUGAUGUACAACAAGAUAGAAAUAAACUUGGUGUUAAAGCAUCUGCAAAAAAAAUCACAUCGAAACAUUCUAAACAUUCCGAAAGAAAAGGUUCAUUUCUUAAAAAGGAUCAUCAUAAAGCACCAUCUAAAAUAAAUGUAAGAGAAUUAAUUCAAUCUUCUGCGAGUAACAAACCAGUAAUAAACUUACCAUUCGAAAAAGUUGAUCAACAACUUAAACCAAAAAGUAGCGUUGCCAAGUAUUUAAGUUCACAGUCAAGUUCCCAUAGAUCUUCGAAAACGCGAACCCCAAUCAAAGUCGGUAGUUUUACGGUUAAUUUAAGUUUACAAGAAAGAACCAGCAGUAGAUACAAAAGACUGAAGUAUCAAACAGGAGAAGAACUUUUAAAAUUUUAUAAAAAUUAUUUCUUUUACCAUGAUUGUAGAGAUCGAGUCGAUAAAGCAAUUAAAGAUAGAAAAACGUUCACAGUUUGUGGUAAUUUUUGGAGUGUACGAAAAGCUUUAAUAGCAAGAGGAUGGGUCGAAAAAAUUCAUUACGCUUACGCGCAUCCCGAUAGAGAUAUGAUGAAAAAGCUUUUAGGACAAAGUUUGAAUGACCUCAUCGAAGGUGUUUCCGAUAAAAGUUACGGUCCUUUAUACAAACGUGUAAUCAUGUCGAAAAUGUUAAGUCGGCAUCAAGUAGAUUUAUUCUGGGAUUAUGGUUGCGAUCCUUACAAACUAAAUCCUGACUCUGUAAAAUUAACGAUAAUCAAUCACAUCAGACGAGGAUACUGUAGUUAUUCGUCGAAAGAAGGUCUUUGCGAAAUUAUGAAAAAAGCACAUUGGUAUCAUUUCCCGGGAAUAUCAAAUUUACGACAUCCACGAUCAUAUACUUUAACUGAUAACGGAGAUCCAGAAGAAUUUAUUAGAGAUUUCCGUGUAACGGCGGCAAUAUCUAUGUUAAAAUGGAUAGCAGCAACGACAGAUAGUUCUUCAGGAAAAGUAAUCUCCGAGGCAGGGAAAGUACCUGUUAAAUACUUUCAUUUUGCAAUUAACGAAUGCGAAAGACACGUUCAAAAAAUUAAACACGACGACAUCGAUGAUGAGAUUCCCGAACCAAACGAAUGCGAAUGGAACGGAUUUUUAGAAAAUUACUAUCGAUGUGUUCACAUUGGUAACCACUUUAAAAAGGGCGAAGAGGAAACCGAACAAUCAAUGAUACAUAAAGCGAAAAUUAUGAUCAAUAAACUAAAAAGAUAUUGUUCGUACAUUGAUAUGGAUGGAUACAUGAAUAUAUGGAUUUUAAAACCAACCGCUGGAAGUAGAGGAAUUGGUAUUCACAUUUGUAGGACUUUAUCUUACGUUUUAAGGGUUGUUUCUGAAAGGAAAACGGUUAAAUAUGUUAUACAAAAAUAUAUUGAACGACCUCUUCUUAUUUAUAACACCAAGUUUGAUAUUAGACAAUGGUUUUUGAUCAGUUGUACAAAUCCUUUAACUAUUUGGAUGUACAAGAUGUGUUAUUUAAGAUUUAGUUCUCAAACGUACAACUUAAGAAAACUACACGAAAGUAUCCAUCUAACAAAUAAUUCGGUUCAAUGCAAAUACAGGAAUGUAAACAGAGAUCCCGCUUUGCCGGAUCAUAAUAUGUGGGAUUCAAAUCGAUUUAAAACGUACUUAGAAACGAUCGGCUAUCCAAACGCGUACGAUGCGAUUAUUUAUCCUGGAAUGAAACAGUGUAUAACCGCAUCGAUCCUGAUCCACCAAGAAAACAUAAACACAAGAAGGAAUUGCUUUGAAUUAUACGGAGCCGAUUUUAUGUUAACCGAAGAUUUCCAACCGUGGCUAAUUGAAAUUAAUUCUCGACCAGCUCUUUAUGCGUCAACUCCAGUUACAGGUCGAAUGUGUCCUCAAGUUCUAGAAGAUGUCGUUAAAGUCAUUAUUGAUUAUCCAUGUAACCCGAAAGCAAAUACGGGUCAUUUUGAUUUAGCCUACAAGGAACAACUAACGUCACUUCCAUCGGUAGACACCUCGUCGUUGGUGAUUCGUGGAGAGCCUCUGUCGCCAAGCUAUUUUGUAUCACCGUCGACGAGCGCGACAACCGGUGCUGCAGCGAGCAGCUGAAGAAGACACUGAAGAACUUGCUGGCUGUAAUCGCGAAAGAACGAGAACGACGCAAAAAGAUACGACAAGCGACAUCCACAAAUACAGCGAUACGUAAAUCAGCAGCGGCUAUAACGGAUGGUGGCGAUAUUCCAUACGCCAUCGCUAUAACAAAUGUUAACGAUGAGUUGAAAGAAAUCCAAGAAAUUUUUCGACCAAGACAUCUUAAUGAUAAAAGAUUAGGAAGGAUUAUGAAAAGUCUUUCCGUACGAAACAACGCAUCGGACGUGAGUUUAACAUCUUCGGAAAUAUCUUUUCAAGAACAUAAUGUUUGUACUGAAACAGAUAGUACACCGAAUUUGAUAGAUAAAUCCGAAAUUACUUCAUCAUCUUGCGAAUUGAAACCAGAUAGUAUUGAAAAUCUUUCUAAAGAAGAAGAAAUUGCUAUUAAUAAGUACAAAGAGAUACUGCAACGGACGAAUUGUGAUUCUAAUGUUAAAAUAGCUAAAAGUGGAUUUCUAGAGGAAAUGGAUAAUUAUUUUUCAUUUUGGAAAACUUUUUCUAGUGGGAGAAAAAUGAUUUCUAGUGCUCCACCUUCAACCGGUUGUUCCAAGAAUAAAAUCGAAAAUAAAUUUAUAAGAUUAUAAAAAAAUAAGUCCGCAUUAAAUUUCGACUGUCUUACGAUGACCAUCAUAAAGUCCGUCCAAUGCAACCAAUGGGUCCAGAGCGAAAAAGUCUGCUAUCUCAACUACGGUAAAAAAAUGUAAUUUGUACCGAUUCUUUUUUUUUUUCAAAUAAAGCCUGAACGAAAUAAAGUACACAUAAAAAUUGA
Messenger RNA from Onthophagus taurus, 3710 nucleotides. Its product is annotated as tubulin glycylase 3B. Lineage: Eukaryota; Metazoa; Arthropoda; Insecta; Coleoptera; Scarabaeidae. Gene Ontology annotation, biological process: cilium assembly; cilium movement; protein polyglycylation. Gene Ontology annotation, cellular component: microtubule cytoskeleton; axoneme. The record is from RefSeq and is a predicted model, not a curated record. Gene Ontology annotation, molecular function: ATP binding; protein-glycine ligase activity, initiating; metal ion binding.